AUGCAGCUCAAAAUCGAAGAACCUCCCCGGUUGGAGCUAAAGGGGACUCCAAGAGAGAUUGGACUGGAACAUGGCCGUCUCCUGCAGGACCAGAUCAAAGACCAAAUCAAGGUCUACGAGAACAUGUUCCAAGAAACCUCGAAGCUAUCCUGGGACGCUGUCCGAGAGCUCGCAGAGGAGUUCCGCGCUUCCUUGGAGCAGAAGCUGCCCGAGAUCUACGAAGAGAUGCAGGGCAUCGCAGACGGCGCGGGACUCGAUCUGCUGGACAUCGUGGCCCUGAAUUGCCGCAGCGAGAUUGCCAUGGGCUUUUUCUCCGAUGGCUGCACGAGUCUCUCGUGGAAGAAGCACGACAAUGCGCGGAUCCUGUCUCAAAACUGGGAUUGGGCUGCCGCUGCGGGGAAGAACAUUGCAAUUGUGUCGAUCGAGCAGCCGGGCAAGCCUAAAGUCUAUAUGGUUACCGAGGCUGGUAUUGUCGGAAAGAUCGGAUUCAAUAGUGCUGGAGUAGGUGUCUGUCUCAACGCCAUUAGGGCUCGGCCGUGCAUCAGCUCCAAAGUGCCCAUCCAUGUGGCUCUGCGUCUCUGCGCAGAAAGCUUAUCUGUCAACCACGCAGUGGAGAAACUGUCGAGUCUUGGGGGCAUUGCUUGCAGUGUUCAUAUCCUCGUUGCAGACAGCACAACCGCGCUGGGUCUCGAGCUCUCGCCUCUGGGAGACGUGCAUCUCACAGAGGACGCGCUGGGCACGGUAGCCCACACCAACCACUUCAUCGAGAACCGCUACGUGUAUGAGCCGCCAUGGCUCUCGGGCUCACCGAUUCGACUGGACCGUACCCAACAGCUUGUCCGUGAGUUGAAUGAGAGUGGGAUUUCUGGAUCUGAGAUCACACCGGGCCUGCUUCGAGACAAGAUCUUUUCAGACACUUUCAACGCCCCACAGGCAAUUUGCUGCUCGGAAGAUCCUGCUCGUGGGCCUGCGGUGCGUUCUAAGACCAUCUUCAACAUCAUAAUGAACUUGGAGCAGGGCAAUGUUGGUGCAGAGCUUGUGGUUGGUCGACCUGGUUCUGGCGAAGAGACCGCUGUGAUCCAGAUGCCCUGGAACUGA
Molecule: messenger RNA, 1098 nt
Organism: Aspergillus clavatus NRRL 1
Lineage: Eukaryota; Fungi; Ascomycota; Eurotiomycetes; Eurotiales; Aspergillaceae
Product: putative acyl-CoA:6-aminopenicillanic-acid-acyltransferase
Exons: 3
Coding region: 1-1098 (365 amino acids)
Source: RefSeq, a predicted model, not a curated record